AUGAACGUCGAUAUUUUUGGGGCACUGCCUGGCGCAACUUCUGGGAUCCAGUCGUCGGCGAUAUGUGGAAACGGUAUUAGUCAAAUUAUCACGGGUCGCAACGGGAACGUCUACUACUACCACCACUACUACUACUAUUAUCACGAUCAUAACGACCAUCACGACGGCGACCACAACGGGAACGACGACAACGAUAACGGCGGCGGCGGCGGCGGUGGCGACGGCGACGACGACCACGGCGGUUAUUACGACGGUGACGAAAACGACGUCGGCGACGGCGAGGGCGACGACGACGGUGGCGGUGGUGGCAGACACCACGGCACCGACGACGACGAAAACAACAGUGAUUUUAGCGACGACCGGGACGAUACUCGGGACGAACGUGACGACGAAAACGACCGCGACGGUAGUAACAGCAAGGACGUCAAUUACAAAAAAAAGAAAGUGGUACCGCUGCUGCUACGCGGUAGAUAUUUUAUUGAAAAUCUCAUUGCCUCGGUUGUGUCCGAUGUAAUAGUCGAGAAAUCGAACCAGUGA
Messenger RNA from Ceratina calcarata, 537 nucleotides. RefSeq lists its product as uncharacterized. Lineage: Eukaryota; Metazoa; Arthropoda; Insecta; Hymenoptera; Apidae. The transcript has 2 exons. Bases 1 to 537 code for a protein of 178 amino acids. The record is from RefSeq and is a predicted model, not a curated record.